Molecule: messenger RNA, 1323 nt
Organism: Clupea harengus (Atlantic herring)
Lineage: Eukaryota; Metazoa; Chordata; Actinopteri; Clupeiformes; Clupeidae
Gene: dnase1l4.2
Product: deoxyribonuclease 1 like 4, tandem duplicate 2
Biological process (GO): DNA catabolic process
Cellular component (GO): nucleus
Molecular function (GO): DNA binding; deoxyribonuclease I activity
Source: RefSeq, a predicted model, not a curated record
GCCAGGUCCUGUUUUGAGAUCAGUUCAUGCAAGAUCUGAGUGAAUCUCUUCACCAAAGGGUGAGAAGUGGUAUUUCAUCUUGACCUUAAACAAAUCACGGCUGAAGGGCAAAUACAUAAGACAGUUGUGCUCCCAGGGUAAGCUUUUUUGACUUAAGACAGAGACGAAAAACUGACUGAGGCCAGAUGAAGGUGGCAUCCUUUAAUGUCAGACGACUGGGUUUGACCAAAGUCUCUGAUGAGAAUGUCCUCAGAUACUUGAUCAAGAUUGUGUCACGCUACAGCAUAAUCAUGAUACUCGAGGUGGUGGACAAAUCAGGCAAAGCCAUGGCAAAGUUCUUGAGAGAGCUGAACAAUACAAGGGCAAACAAGAAGCAUCCCUAUGCCAUGGAGGUGAGCUCCAGCUUAGGGCGCUCUCACUAUAAGGAACAGUUUGUCUGUCUCUACAGAGAGGACCAGGUGCAGCUGACGGACACCUACCAGUAUGAGGACAACCAGGUGGGCGACGAGGAUGCCUUCUCUCGAGAGCCCUUCAUCCUGCGUUUCUCAUCUCCUCUCACAGAGCUGAAAGACUUUGUGCUGAUCCCCGUCCACACCAAGCCAGACGACUCAGAGAAGGAGCUGGAUGAGCUCUAUGAUGUCUUCCAGGAGGUGAAGAGGAGGUGGAAGACAGACGACAUUAUGAUUCUAGGGGACUUCAAUGCAGAUGGUGCGUAUGUGUCCAAGAGGAAGAUGAAGCGGAUCAGAAUCCGUAGUGACACAGAUUUCCACUGGCUUAUUGGGGAUGACAUAGACACAACAGCACGCACAUCUAACGACCACACCUAUGACAGGAUUGUUGUCUACCAGAAAGACAUGCUACAGGCCGUAGUUCCACACUCGGCCAAAGCCUUCAACUUCCACGACGCCUACAACCUCUCUGAGGAGAUGGCUCUAUCCAUCAGUGAUCACUAUCCAGUGGAGGUGACUCUACGUCCUGCUAAGAGGGCCCGGAAGAGGAGAAGACAAUAGUUACACAUGAAAUCUAUGAGUCAUCAACACUGAAAAGAUAUGCAACAAACAACAAUUACAAUGUAUACCAUGAGCACAUCAUUAAAAUGUCAUGUCACAAUUGCAGUACACGUUACAUUUAUACUUGUGUUUAUUAAUAGUGUUUACACAACCACUAAAAGUGGAUGAUCAUUAGGUAUGAAAUAUAUAGUUUCAUUUUAUUUUAUUAAUUAAUUUGCAUUCUGAGAGAGUUGAAUUCAUGCUAAGGCUAUAGAGCUAAGUCUAUAGAAGAAUACUAAAGAUGGGAUCAUUUCAUGCUUCCCUGUUAUCCUUG